Messenger RNA from Penaeus chinensis, 1253 nucleotides. RefSeq lists its product as uncharacterized. The record is from RefSeq and is a predicted model, not a curated record. NCBI's taxonomy places the organism in Eukaryota, Metazoa, Arthropoda, Malacostraca, Decapoda, Penaeidae.
CUAAGGCCUGGUUCUGCUACUCGCAGACCCCAGGCAGCACCGAGAAGGCCGGUUGGGUGUUCUGCCCAAGCACAUCCUGCUAUACAGUUGCCGUCAGCCUGUUGGGAAUGGGGGACGCAAAACGAGGCUGUGCGGACAAAACUUACCCCGAUGCCUGCCAAGAGGCCUCUGCCAUUGCAGCUGCCGGCAACGUCUGCUUCUGCAACACCCUUCUUUGCAAUGAUUCCUCUGCCAAGGUGCCGGCUCUGUCCCUGCCGUUCCUCGCCCUCGCCUACCUCCUCUUCCACAGGCUCAUGUAGAAGAAACAGGGAGUGUAAAGGGGAACAGGAGAUGUGUGUUGGCAGACGCUGAGGCUUGUCUUUUGUUUCUCUGCGGUGAAUUGUCCCCUUUUUUUUCUUUUUUUUUUUUUGCGUUUGUUCACUGUUUGGGAUUUUAGGUUUGGGUGUAGAGGUGUUUGUUUCUGUAUUUAAGUGUUUGUUUGUUUGUUUGUUUUGAUUGUUUUUUUUUUUUUAGGGGGGGAAGUUAAGUGGUCUUUGAGGGAUGCUUUGUUUUGUUUGUGUGUAUGUUUGUUUGUUUGUUUGUUUGUUUGUUUGUUUAGGGAGGGGGUGAGUCGCCGUCCUUUAUUCUCUCAUUUCUCUCUGCCUUUUCUCGUAUUAUUUGAUGUAUUAUGAUGAUUCGUGUAGGAAGUGGAAUUAGAAAGAGGAGAUGGAAGGAAGGAAGAAGGGAGGUGGAACAGCAGGAGGUGGAGAAGGAAUGACGAAGGGGAGAAGGAGAAGGAGAAAGGAACGAAGGAAGAGGAGAGGAAAUGGAGGAGGGACUAGGAGGAAGACAAGGCAGCUGAGAAGAAAGAAGAAUGAAGUCUAGGAAAGAAGAAGAAGAGCCGAAAAAUCAGAAUAGAAAAGAAGACGAGGAGGAGGAGGAGGAGGAAGAGUAAAAUGAAAGAUGGAAGAAUCGAGAACGAGAAUCAGAGAGAAAGAGAGGGGAAAGGACAUGAGAAGAAGACCAUUUACGUAUCUGUCGGUUUUUCCGUCAAAUUGUCUUUGGUAAUAGUAAAGAAUUUCGAUAUUUAGAUGUUAACGCUGGCACUGUUUAGCACUUUCAUCCCGCCAUGUCUCAUCCUGUGUCAUUUUGUUUCUUUUUCAAUUUGUUUUUCUUUCUUUUUUCUCUCAUUAGACUGGUGAAAGAAACCCUCUUGACUGUCCGUAACCAAUGUAUUGAUUUCUUUUGGAAGAAGAUUAAAAGAAACUCACAUA